GCCUCCACGGGGCACGGCGAGCGAGGAUGGCAACGCUACUGGAGCUCCGGAGCUGCCAAGAGAGCCGGGGAACCGGGGUUUCGUUUGCCACUGUCUAAUCAAUGGGAGUAAGAUGGAAUUUCUUACCUGGGUUCUUCCUGCCCUGGUUCUACUGUGCACCCAGCAGCACAGGUGUAUCAGAGCUAUGAAUGACAUCGGAGAUUACAUAGGUUCCAACAUCGAAAUAUCCUGGUUACCCAACCUGGAUGAUUUAAUCAAAGGGUAUGCACGUAAUUUCAGGCCUGGGAUUGGAGGUCCUCCUGUUAAUGUUGCUCUUGCAAUUGAAGUAGCCAGCAUUGACCACAUCUCAGAAGUGAACAUGGAAUAUACCAUGACGGUAUUUUUGCACCAGAGCUGGCGAGAUGACCGUCUGUCUUACAACCACACCAAUGAAACUUUGGGCUUAGACAGCCGGUUUGUGGACAAGCUCUGGUUGCCAGAUACUUUCAUAGUAAAUGCCAAGUCUGCCUGGUUCCAUGAUGUGACUGUGGAAAACAAACUUAUCAGGCUCCAGCCAGACGGAGUCAUUUUAUACAGCAUCAGGAUUACCUCCACAGUGGCCUGUGACAUGGACCUUUCCAAGUAUCCAAUGGAUGAGCAAGAAUGCAUGUUGGAUCUGGAGAGCUAUGGCUACUCCUCAGAGGACAUCGUCUACCACUGGUCAGAAAACCAGGAGGAGAUCCACGGGCUGGAUAAGCUGCAGCUUGCUCAAUUCACAAUUACCAAUUACCAGUUCACAACAGAAAUGAUGAACUUCAAAUCUGCAGGUCAGUUUCCCAGGCUCAGUCUCCACUUCCACCUUCGGCGAAAUCGAGGAGUUUACAUCAUUCAGUCUUACGUUCCUUCUAUCUUGCUCGUGGCCAUGUCGUGGGUGUCCUUCUGGAUCAGUCAGUCUGCUGUGCCUGCCAGAGUGUCAUUAGGUAUAACUACUGUUCUUACUAUGACUACACUGAUGGUCAGUGCCCGAUCUUCGCUUCCACGAGCAUCUGCCAUCAAGGCACUCGAUGUUUACUUCUGGAUUUGCUAUGUGUUUGUCUUCGCUGCACUGGUAGAAUAUGCAUUUGCACAUUUCAAUGCUGACUACAUGAAAAAGCAAAAGAACAAGUUAAAGGCAAGAAGGCAGAGUGCAGAGAUAAACGUGAAGAAUGCCAUUGUUCUGUUUUCCCUUUCCAUAGCUGGUGUGAACCAGGAACUGGCCAUUUCCCAUAGGCAGCACCGAAUUCCCAGAAGCCUGCCUGGAUCGUAUGGUGCAAUAGAAAUAGAAACUGGAGAAACAAAACAGCGGCAAAGAAUGAAACUGGAUAAAAGGAGUGGUCUGAAGUCCCUCUUUAAGCCCAUUGAUGCUGAUACCAUUGAUAUAUAUGCCAGAGCCGUGUUCCCAGCAGCCUUUGCAGCAGUCAAUGUUAUAUACUGGGUUGCAUACACAAUGUAAAAAAAAAAAGAAAAAUGAAAAAUCAUGUGAAGAGCUACGAAUCGAACAAUACCUACAGACUAAAAAGCCCUUGCUGAAACUGUAUUGAUUCGUCUCUUCUCAAAAUACUUUCUGAUGAGCUUGAGACAUCUCUAAAGUCAAGAAAGUCCUGCAAUCAUUUCCUACUAAAAACAGCAGUUUAUUACUGAUCUGAUUUGGUCCAGUUGUAAUGGUAAUCUGCCAAACAAUCCCAGCUCCUUAUUUCCUGUAUUACCAUGAGAUAAUUUUUCAUAUGUACAUAUUUGCAGCAAAAGUUUAAAUCUUAAAUUACCAUGGUUUUCCUCCACUUUAACGGUUGAUCAGUAAUGAAGAUUUGGCUUUUCACACUCAGAUCGUUUCCUUUUUUGUAAUGGAAGAACUAAUUCCUCACUUC
This is a messenger RNA of Opisthocomus hoazin, 1883 nucleotides long. RefSeq names its product gamma-aminobutyric acid type A receptor subunit delta (gene GABRD). NCBI's taxonomy places the organism in Eukaryota, Metazoa, Chordata, Aves, Opisthocomiformes, Opisthocomidae. The record is from RefSeq and is a predicted model, not a curated record. Gene Ontology annotation, cellular component: membrane. Gene Ontology annotation, biological process: monoatomic ion transmembrane transport. Gene Ontology annotation, molecular function: GABA-A receptor activity; extracellular ligand-gated monoatomic ion channel activity.